GGCGAUAGGUUAACAUCAUCCACAGACGAGACGAGCUGAACUGCUCGAAAAAGUGUCGGAUUUUCAUCUAUAACUCUCCACAAUGUCGAAGAAACCCUCGAAGACGCUGUUCACCAAAGAAACGCUGAAUUAUUUCACGAGCACGCACUUCUGGGGCCCGGCGUUCAACUGGAUGAUACCCGUGGCGGCCAUAUCCGACACGCAAAAGCAUCCGAGAAUCAUUAGCGGCAAGAUGACGGUGGCACUGGCCCUGUACUCGAUGGUGUUCAUGAGGUUCGCAUGGAAAGUACAGCCUAGAAAUUUGCUGCUACUGGCGUGCCAUGCUGUGAACAGCGGUGCACAAAUUACGCAAGGCUGCAGGUUUCUCAACUACCAUUACCUGUCACCAGAAGCAUCUGAAUAG
Molecule: messenger RNA, 403 nt
Organism: Megalopta genalis
Lineage: Eukaryota; Metazoa; Arthropoda; Insecta; Hymenoptera; Halictidae
Source: RefSeq, a predicted model, not a curated record